AAGCCAGGUCCGGAGGCAGACUGGGCUCAUCCAUCUUUGUCCCUCGGAUACCCCUCCUUUGUCUUCUCAGUCAGCUUCACAGCUCUCUCAAUUCUACUCCUUGAGCUGUUGUAUAGUGUCACCUAGUCUCUGGAUAUCCUAACAUUCAUAAAACACGAGCGUGCCGCAGUUAAGCCUGUAAAAUGGCUUCACGUUCGCUAAAGGCAGCGGUUGCCGCUUUCUCACUCGUAGGCGAGGCUUUAGCCAUAUCCACGAAUGAAACAGUCUGGUCUUCGUUUUCAUACGUCCUAUAUGGCGAGCGCACGCCUCUACAAGGUCAACUUGCGCCUAGUUUAACUCCACUGGGUGCGCAGCAGCUUUACGCUCAGGGAUCGCUCUACAGAGCUCGAUAUCUGUCUCCCAAUGCGAACUUAUCGGCUGAAGAAAACGCAAUAACGACAAACUCACCUAUUUCAGGCAUAGAGUUGCAAGCUCUUGAUAACAGCCAACUUUCCAUUUACAGCACCACAGACGACUAUGUAGUCGGAGGUGCCCUGGCCUUCCUCCAAGGCCUAUAUCCACCAGUCACUCGAACCUUUGCAUCUAAUAAUGGUGGUGAAAAUGCCUCUUUGUUAGCCAAUGGUACUAUGGUAGACUAUCCUCUAGAUGGCUAUCAAUACCCAAAUAUUUUGACCAUACCAGUCACAGAUAUGAGUUCUGUCUGGCUCGAAGGACACUCGGCAUGCGCCGAAUAUUGGGCAUCGAGCAACGACUUCAGGAGCAGUUCAAUUGGCCAAGAGAUGUAUAACUCAACACUCAACUUCUACGAAACCACGUUCGCGGAGGUAUUCCCAAACGCGAUAGCUAGUUCCAUGAUCAACUUCGACUACGCUUACGAGCUGUACGACUACGCCCAGUACGAGUACGACCACAACGAGACAGCGCAGGAAGUACUCAACGAUGACCGCCUCACGAUCCUGCGCAGCCUGGCGAGCAUCCAGCAGUUCGACCUCAACGGAAACCUAUCCGCGUCCGGGUCGCAGGAAGGCGACAUGAUCCGCGCCAUCUCGGGCCGCAUGCUCGCAGCUCGCGUCGUAGCGCAGCUCUCGGCGCACAUCCACUCGGGCGGCUCCGCCAACAAGAUGACGCUCCUAUUCGGCUCCUUCGAGCCCUUCCUCGCCUUCUUCGCGCUGUCGAACCUCUCGGACGCCGCGUCGACGGCGGGGCUCUUCCGCCAGAUCCCGCUGCCGGGCUCGGCGAUGGUGUUCGAGCUCUUCAGCACCACGGACGACGACGACGGCGGCGCGAGCUACCCCAGCGAAGACGACCUCUGGAUCCGGUUCUUGUACCGCAACGGCACGGGCGCCGACGCGCCGAUGACGGAGUACCCGCUCUUCGGGCUGGGCAACUCGGAGACGCGGAUGCGCUGGACCGACUUCGAGGAUAGCGUCGCGCAGUUCUCGAUCCAGGAUAUUUCGCAGUGGUGCAGUCUCUGCGGUUCCAUCACGCUGUUCUGCAGUGCUCUGACCCAGGAUGAUAGCACUGAGGCUGGCCAAUUGACUGGUGGUAGUGCGAAGAGCAAUGCGUCUGUUUCUCCAGCCGUUGCGGGCGUGAUUGGUGCUCUGACAACUAUUGCGGUUCUCCUCGUUGCUGGAUUAGCAGCGUUCUUCUUCGGUGGACUACGAAUCCGGCGCAGGGAUGCGUCGGACGCUGAUAGACGGCGUACUAGCUUAGGAGGUUUCAAAGGUGCUGAGAAGAUGGCCUCGGACCAUGAUGUCUCGAUCGCGAAAACCGGCGUCAGGCACGAGCGUGUUGGGAGCUGGGAACUUGGCGGUCCGGGUCCGGUUACAGUCCCGCCUCUGACUGCGACUGCUGAAGACGUGCCUAGCGGCUUCUUUGGUGCGUCUGUUAAGCGUGAUGAGGAUGAGGAGAGUAUUUUGGGAGCCAGACCGGUGCACCCUGUCGAAAGAGUUUAGAGGAGGUUGGAUUUUCACGUGUGGGAAGAGAUGCGGAUGAAAUCUCAUCCAAGAUCGGCAUUCCUAUUCUUUUAUUCUCUACAGUCAUUGAUACCCCCGCAUUCAUCCAUUGGAGGCUUAGGAGCAUAUACGUCAAAUUUGGGAAGUUAGAGUGAUAUUGGCGUUACUGGGUCAUGUUUUCGGGUUUGACGGGUCCAUAUUCUCUCUUUUGGGCAAGAUAUCGUGGGCAUUGGUGUGGGAUGAUACCCUUUUGUUCUUACAAUCGUUAUAUGGUGUUAUUUUGGGGCGGUAGCGUGGCCACUGCUAGCGCGGAACACUGGUAAUAUAGAGAGGCGGUAUUUUGUUCAUCGAAGCUUGUUGGUUUUCUAUUCUAGAAAUAUGGAGUUACUAUAUAUCCUCGUCACUGGGGCCGCUUGUGUAUUUCUUGGUUAAACAUGAAGCUUUCAUUAAGUCUGUU
Molecule: messenger RNA, 2412 nt
Organism: Annulohypoxylon truncatum
Lineage: Eukaryota; Fungi; Ascomycota; Sordariomycetes; Xylariales; Hypoxylaceae
Product: phosphoglycerate mutase-like protein
Exons: 2
Coding region: 183-1955 (590 amino acids)
Biological process (GO): dephosphorylation
Molecular function (GO): phosphatase activity
Source: RefSeq, a predicted model, not a curated record